This is a messenger RNA of Naegleria gruberi, 1011 nucleotides long. RefSeq lists its product as uncharacterized. The transcript has 3 exons. Lineage: Eukaryota; Heterolobosea; Eutetramitea; Acrasida; Naegleriidae. Gene Ontology annotation, molecular function: ubiquitin protein ligase binding. The record is from RefSeq and is a predicted model, not a curated record. Gene Ontology annotation, biological process: regulation of proteolysis; proteasome-mediated ubiquitin-dependent protein catabolic process. Gene Ontology annotation, cellular component: cytoplasm. Bases 1 to 1011 code for a protein of 336 amino acids.
AUGCAUGUUAUUGUAAAAUUCCAUCAUCCAGUUUAUGUAAAUGAAGUACACAUUUAUGAGACAUCUUUUCCUGGAUCUGUAGUCAAAAUUUCAUGUAAAGUAAAACAACAAAAUGAGGAAGCAGUUGUUCCUGAAAAGAAAUCAUUCUUAAGAAAGGCAAUAGAAAAAGUUAUAGGGAAGGACGGAGAGUGGGUUGUGUUAUUUGAAAGACCUGAUGCUGUAUUUGUUACUGGUGCACAAGAUUUUUCACCAGAACUUUCUAAUAAGGGAACUUACUCUGAUACUAUUAGAAUUGACAUGAAAUUGGGUGCAAAUUGGAGUGAAAUUGAUGCCAUCAAACUUGUUGGUAAAACAAAAGUGGAUUUGCCAAAAAUUACUAAACUGGGAGCAAUCUAUAAGAAGAUGUUUGAUGAUGCUCUCUUUACAGAUUUGAACAUUGUUCACAAACAAUCAGGAAAUACCCUCAGAGUUCACAAGUCAAUUAUGACUUCCCGAUCAGAAUAUUUCAAAGUUAUAUGUGAAAGUGAAAUGAUUGAAUCUAAAACCUCAAUUAUUGAAUUUGAAGAAGAUGUACCAUUCAAUACCUUUAAGGAUGUCGUUGAAUUUAUUUACAGUAAUCACAUUAAUAUUAAUCAGGAAAAUAUUUAUCAAGUAUAUCUUUUAGCAGAUCAAUUUUUAAUUGGUUCUUUAUCAACUUAUUGUGGAAGACUCUUCUCCACUUGGAUGGAUGGAGAGAAUGCCUUUGAAAUGGCAAGAAUGGCUAAAAAGCACUGUUGCCACAAGCUCAAUGAAGUGGCUUUAGAAUACAUUGUUGAUAAUUAUACAUUACUCUUCUUAAAUCCUCAAUUUGAAGAUUUAGAACAUGAAGAUGUGAUUACAAUCUGUAGGAGACUUGCUGAAAGACACAACUCUAAAGAUCAAGAAGCAAACCCUAAACCAAAUACCAACACCAGUGAGACUGUUAGCGAGUGUACAGAAGACCCAUGCUCAGAAGAGAUUUGUGAUGAGUAA